UACCUGAGUGAAAUUCGUUGAAAGAAGAAGAAACAGGUUGUUAUGGUAACACAGGAACGUCUUCCUUUACAGUUUGACCAAAGCUCUUUUAAUUUACAAGUUGGAUGAAAUGGUUUUAAAUCUGUCUAGCAUUUUCAGUUGAUCGCUAGCGUCAGCACUAUUGUUGUAAUCAUUCAUCUGUAAUGGAAGGAACCGAAACAGGAGCCAACAGUUAUCUUAUUAGGCCAAAUUACCAGCACAAGUUCAAAGCAGGAGUUGUGAAGGAAUGCAUUCGAGAAAUCCUGAGGGAUAAUCUUUCAGGUGUACAGUACGACCCGGAGCAGAGUCAUCUUUUAUCCACACAAUUAGCAGACACUAUUAAAGAGAAACUUAAGGAAGUGGGAUUUGAACGUUACAAGCUGGUUGUGCAGGUGGUGCUCGGAGAGCAGCGAGGAGAGGGAGUCAAGAUGGCUGCUCGUUGUUACUGGGAUGCAGACACAGACAACUACGCCCAAGACAUUUUCAUGAAUGAGAGUCUGUUCUGCGUGGCAGCCGCCUUUGGAAGCUACUACUACUGAGUGCAUGAAGAAGACAGGCAGACCAGAGUCACAGUGGGUCUGAGAGGUAGCCAUGGAGACGAGGAUGAGGCCUCUCAGUGACAGCGCUACCGUGUCUGAGGACAUGCACGACCAGGAGAAGGGUUCAAUGGUGGAUGUGAAAUAGCAGAUGUGCCCUGUCUCUGGAUCAUUGGUUGGUAGGCUUAAACUUCAGUGAGAGAGAGAGAGCUAUUAUAGAAAAAAAGUGAGGUGGUUAUUUAUAACUUAAUCAUAUGGAAACAAUAUUGUCAAAUCAUAUAAUCUCAUGAUAUAGAUUCAUACUAUAUUGUAAAAUAUACUUUUAUUCCAGCAAAGUUUGUAAUGUUAAAUUAAAAUGUAUUAUCUA
This is a messenger RNA of Clupea harengus (Atlantic herring), 921 nucleotides long. RefSeq names its product dynein light chain Tctex-type 2B (gene dynlt2b). Lineage: Eukaryota; Metazoa; Chordata; Actinopteri; Clupeiformes; Clupeidae. Gene Ontology annotation, molecular function: dynein intermediate chain binding. The record is from RefSeq and is a predicted model, not a curated record. Gene Ontology annotation, biological process: microtubule-based movement. Gene Ontology annotation, cellular component: cytoplasmic dynein complex; cytoplasm.